This is a messenger RNA of Equus quagga, 3977 nucleotides long. It is a transcript of the gene CIP2A, whose product is annotated as cellular inhibitor of PP2A. The transcript has 21 exons. Bases 149 to 2875 code for a protein of 908 amino acids. Lineage: Eukaryota; Metazoa; Chordata; Mammalia; Perissodactyla; Equidae. The record is from RefSeq and is a predicted model, not a curated record.
GUGCGUAGGGACUUCCGGAGCGCGACCGGAACCGGAAGCAUCUGGGAGCGAGGGGGUGGGGCCGAAAAUCAAAAAAAGCGCGGCGAAAGCUGGAGGCCCGAGCUGGCCCCGUGGUGGUGCGCCCCUGGUGGGGCUGUGGCGGGGCCGGAUGGACUCCACCGCAUGCUUGAAGUCCUUGCUCCUGACCAUCAGUCAGUAUAAAGCCGUUAAGUCGGAGGCGAACGCCACCCAGCUUUUGCGGCACUUGGAGGUUAUUUCUGGACAGAAGCUCACCCGAUUAUUUACAUCAAAUCAGAUAUUACCGAGUGAAUGCUUGAGUUGCCUCGUGGAGCUACUUGAAGACCCAGGCAUAAGUGCUCCACUGAUCUUAAGUAUCAUCAGUUUGCUCUCUCAACUAGCCGUAGACAAUGAAACCAGAGACUGUCUUCAGAAUACAUACAAUCUGAAUAGUGUUCUGGCAGGAGUGGUUUGUCGGAGCAGCACUUGCCACGAUGAUUCAGUGUUUUUGCAGUGCAUUCAACUUCUGCAGAGGUUAACAUAUAACGUCAAAAUUUUCCAUUCUGGUGCCAAUAUAGAUGAAUUAAUUACAUUCCUGAUAGAUCAUAUUCAGUCUUCUGAAGAUGAGUUAACAAUGCCUUGUCUGGGAUUAUUGGCAAAUCUUUGUCGACACAAUCUUUCUGUUCAAACACACAUAAAGACUUUGAAUAAUGUGAAAUCUUUUUAUCGAACUCUCAUAAGCUUCUUGGCCCAUAGUAGCUUAACUGUGGUUGUGUUUGCACUUUCAAUAUUAUCCAGUUUGACAUUAAAUGAAGAGGUUGGGGAAAAGCUGUUCCAUGCUCGAAACAUUCAUCAGACUUUUCAGCUAAUAUUUAAUAUCCUCAUAAAUGGUGAUGGCACGCUAACUAGAAAGUAUUCAGUUGAUCUGCUGAUGGAUCUCCUUAAGAAUCCUAAAAUUGCUGAUUAUCUUACCAGGUAUGAGCACUUUUCUUCGUGUCUUAAUCAAGUAUUAGCUCUUCUUAAUGGAAAAGAUCCUGAUUCUUCUUCAAAGGUUUUAGAAUUACUUCUUGCGUUCUGUUCAGUGACUCAGCUGCGCCAUGUGCUCACUCAGAUGAUAUUUGAACAGUCUCCAUCUGGCAACACCACUCUAACAAGCCGUUCUAAAUGUUUAGAACCUACUGUAGCUCUACUUCGUUGGUCAAGCCAGCCUUUGGAUGGAUCAGAAAACUGUUCCAUUUUAGCGUUGGAGUUGUUCAAGGAAAUAUUUGAGGAUGUCAUAGAUACUGCUAACUCUUCCUCAGCUGACCGUUUUGUGAUCAUUCUGCUGCCUACAAUCCUUGAUCAGCUUCAGUUCACAGAACAAAAUCUAGAUGAGGCCUUAAUAAGAAAAAAAUGUGAAAGGAUGGUCAAGGCCAUUGAAGUUUUGUUAACUCUGUGUGGCGAUGAUACUCUAAGAAUACAUGUUGCAAAAAUUCUGACGACUAUCAAAUGUACCACUCUGAUAGAACAACAGUUUACAUAUGGAAAGAUUGAUCUGGGAUUUGGAACAAAGGUAGCAGAUUCUGAAUUGUGCAAACUUGCUGCUGACGUAAUUUUGAAAACCCUUGAUUUGAUGAAUAAGCUUAAGCAGUUGAUUCCUGGUAUGGAAGUAAGCUUCUACAAAAUCCUGCAGGAUCCACGCCUGAUUACUCCCUUGGCCUUCGCUUUAACAUCAGAUAAUAGAGAGCAAGUACAGUCUGGACUGGGAAUAUUAUUGGAAGCUGCUCCACUGCCAGAUUUUCCUGCUUUGGUUCUUGGAGAAAGUAUAGCAGCAAACAAUUCCUAUAGACAACAGGAAACAGAACAUAUGCCCAGAAGAAAUCCUCUGCAAUCAUUAAAUCACAGUUUUCCAACAUCAGUAAAAUGUUUAACUCCCCCACUUUUGAAAGAGAGAGUUCCAGGAUUGAAUAUUGAGGAAUUAAUAGAGAAACUUCAGUCUGGAGUGGUGGUAAAGGAUCAGAUUAAUGAUGUGAGAAUAUCUGACAUAAUGGAUGUAUAUGAGAUGAAACUGUCCACAUUAGCCUCCAAAGAAAGCAGGCUGCAAGAUCUUUUGGAAGCAAAAGCUCUGGCGCUUGCACAGGCUGAUAGACUGAUCGCUCAGUAUCGCUGUCAGAGAACUCAAGCUGAGACAGAGGCACGGACACUUGCUGCUAUGUUGAGAGAAGUUGAGAGAAAAAAUGAAGAGCUUGGUGUGUUGCUGAAGUCACAGCAGAUUGAAUCAGAAAGAGCCCAGAGUGAUAUUGAGCAUCUCUUUCAACAUAACAGGAAGUUAGAGUCUGUGGCUGAAGAACAUGAAAUACUGACAAAAUCCUACAUGGAACUCCUUCAGAGGAGUGAAACUACUGAAAGGAAAAAUAAAGAUUUACAGAUCACAUGUGAUUCUCUGAAUAAACAAAUUGAGACAGUGAAAAAGUUGAAUGAGUCACUCAAGCAACAAAAUGAAAAAACAAUUGCCCAACUAAUAGAGAAAGAAGAGCAGAGAAAGGAAGUGCAGAACCAACUAGUAGACAGAGAAUGUAAGCUAGCAAACUUGCAACAAAAAACCAAAGUACAAGAAGAAAAGAUUAAAGCCUUACAAAAAGAAAAGGAAGAUAAGGAAGAAACCAUUGACCUCCUUAGAAAAGAAUUAAACAGAACGGAACAGAUAAGAAAAGAAUUGAGCAUUAAGGCUUCCUCUCUAGAAGUUCAGAAGGCCCAAUUAGAAGGUCGUUUGGAAGAGAAAGAGUCGCUGGUGAAACUUCAGCAAGAGGAGUUGAACAAACACUCUCAUAUGAUAGCAAUGAUCCACAGCUUAAGUGGCGGGAAAAUAAGUCCAGAAACUGUGAAUCUCAGUAUAUAGACAUUACGUAUUUAUCUACUGGGGGAGGUGGGUUGGGAAGGUAAUUUGUGACUCUAAAACAAUAGCAAGUUAUUAUCUAAUUAUUAAUUUAGUAAAAAACCUAAUCUGAUACAUGUUUUUAUUUGGCCUUAAAGUUUUACUUCCUGUUUCUGGCUUUUAUUGCUUAAAGCUUUCUUUGGUUCUUACAUUAAAAUAUUCUUCUUAACCUUCAUUCUUAUUUCUUUUAAGAUAUUUUCCUUUUCCUUAGUUGCUUUCCAAUCUUCGGCUUGUUUAAUUUAUUCUCAUUUGUAAUUAUUUAGAUUUUAAAAUCAAACUUUCUUGAUAUAGCAAUCCUAAAAAUUAAUAAGUUGAAAAUUCACUUACUAGUAAAAGAGAAGGUGUGAUGUUAUCAGAGAAAUUUUUCUCUAAAGUAGCACAAGAGAAGGUAUCAGUGAACUUAACUGUAUUCCUGCAUUUAAACUGCAGCAAGAUAAAUGGCAGAAGUUCUAAAUAUGAAAAGAAUGCAAUUAGUUAUAGAAAUAAUGUAUAAAAUUAGAAAAUAGCUGAUGUGUUAAAUGACUGCAUAAAAAACUAUAAAAACUUGUAGAAUUAUUUAUAAGCCUAGCUUUAGUUUUUCUUUUUUUAAAAUGUUGCAUGUUGACCCACCCAUAUAAUUUUCAAUUAGGAAUUUCUUAUGAUUUUACAUAAGGAUCACUUGGAUUCUGCCCUUGCUUCAGAAAUUUAUUAUUUUCUGUUAAUUCUGAUAUAAAUUGCUUUUAAUGUUUGUCUUUGAUUUAAAUAGUUUUUAAUUUGGCCAUUUAAUUUUAAAGCGUAGUUUAAAUAUCUUUAUUCAUCUAUUUCUUUAUUACAAGGGAAUUUUUCAUUAUUCUUCGUGUGAAUCACAUGUUGUAAGUAGUGUUUAAACAGUUUUUAUAUCAAUAUUUUGGUUGAUUUUAUUGCUAUACUAUUACAACCAUUAAUUUUACUUGGUAUUUUCUUUACUAUUUCUAUCUCUAUUUAACUUGCAUGAUCUUAGGUUUCUUCUAUUUUCAACCAUGGUAUAUCUGAUUUAUGUUUAGAAAUUAAAUAUAUUUUUGUAAUUCACCAAUUACAUUAAAUAAUA